This is a messenger RNA of Hippocampus zosterae (dwarf seahorse), 6360 nucleotides long. RefSeq names its product SLIT-ROBO Rho GTPase-activating protein 3-like. Gene Ontology annotation, biological process: signal transduction; negative regulation of cell migration. NCBI's taxonomy places the organism in Eukaryota, Metazoa, Chordata, Actinopteri, Syngnathiformes, Syngnathidae. The record is from RefSeq and is a predicted model, not a curated record. Gene Ontology annotation, molecular function: protein binding. The transcript is spliced from 22 exons. The coding region runs from base 378 to 3683 and encodes 1101 amino acids. Gene Ontology annotation, cellular component: cytoplasm.
CGCCACCGUCUUUCCGUUCAGGUUUUCUUCUCCCACUCUCUCUCUCUCUCUCGAAAUGCGAGUCAAACGUCACUCGUUUUCGUGGAGUUCUUGUGGAGGAGUCCUUGCAGGGAGGAGUGGUCUGGAUCGCGUGUGCCAUUCCAGCUCGACGUCUCCUUAAACGCAGCCCCGCGUGAGAGCACAACACAACACAACGCAGCAGAACAGAACAGAAGAGACCCUCUAGCCUCUUGCCUCUUUUCGCCCCUCCGAACUUGAGCCCCAAUCUCGGGCUAUGUCCGCCCUCUGAUCGCCGCCGCGGAGACGGAGCGAGUGCAGACGGAGUAAAAGGCGUCUCUUCCCGCCUCGACCAUCGGCCAGCCAGCUUUCUUCCAACCAUGUCAACGCAGGCCAAAGUGAAGAAGGACAAAGAGAUCAUAGCCGAAUAUGAGAGCCAAGUGAAAGAGAUCCGUAACCAGUUGGUGGAGCAAUUCCGGUGUUUGGAGCAGCAGUCGGAGUCCCGCCUGCAGCUGCUGCAGGACCUACAAGACUUCUUCCGCCGGAAGGCUGAGCUCCAACUGGAGUUCUCCAGAGGACUAGACAAACUUGCAGAGCGCUACUCAUCCAAGAUCCGCACUUCUAGAGAGCACCAGCAUUUCAAGAAGGACCAAAAUCUGCUGUCCACUAUCAACUGCUGGUACUUGGUUCUGGAACAGACCCGACGGGAGAGCCGAGACCACGCGACACUAAGUGACAUCUACAACAACAACGUCAUUGUCCGCCUGACGCACGUGGGCGAUGAUGUCCUCAGACUUUUCAAAAAGAGCAAAGACAUCGGAGUGCAGAUGCAUGAGGAGCUUGUGAAAGUCACCACUGAGCUCUACACAGUAAUGAAGACGUACCACAUGUACCACACGGAGAGCAUCAGCGCCGAAGGCAAGCUGAAGGAGGCGGAGAAGCAGGAGGAGAAGCACAUCGGCAAGAGCAACGACAUCAGCGCCGCCCUGCUGCGAUACGGUCACGACGAAAGGCCGCCGCGACGGAGCUCUGUGAAGAAGAUGGAGAAAAUGAAAGAGAAGAGACAAGCCAAGUAUUUUGAAAACAAACUCAAGUGUACUAAGGCCCGCAAUGACUAUCUUCUCAAUCUGGCAGCCACUAAUGCCUUGGUGGCAAAAUACUAUAUCCAUGAUGUGUCCGAUAUGAUCGAUUGUUGUGAUAUGGGGUACCAUGCUAGCUUGACGCGGACCCUGAGAACCUACCUGUCGGCCGAAUAUAGCCUGGAGACAUCUCGACAUGAGGGUUUGGAUGUUCUAGAAGGAGCGGUGGACGCCAUGGAUCUCCGAGGAGACAAGCACAAGUUCAUGGACAUGCACUCUCAGAUGUUCUGUCCUCCGGCACGCUUUGACUAUCAGCCGCACAUGGGCGACGAGGUGUGCCAGGUGAGCGCGCAGCAGCCUGUCCAGACGGAACUCUUGAUGCGAUACCAGCAGCUUCAGACUCGCCUGGCAACGCUCAAAAUAGAAAAUGAGGAGGUGAGGAAAACUCUGGACGCCACAAUGCAGACCCUUCAGGACAUGCUCACAGUGGAGGACUUUGAUGUUUCCGAGGCCUUCCAGCAUAGUCAGUCCACAGAGUCAGUAAAGUCAGCCUCAUCCGACUCCUACAUGAGCAAAGUCAACAUCUCAAAGAGACGAGCCAAUCAGCAAGAGACAGAGGGCUUCUACUUCACCAAAUACAAAGAGUACUUGAAUGGCAGCAACCUUAUUGUCAAACUUCAAGCCAAACAUGACCUUCUGAAGCAGACACUGGGAGAAGGGGAGAGGGCUGAAUAUGGAACGACAAGGCCCCCCAUACUUCCCCCUAAACCUCAGAGAAUACGGAAGUCUAGACCUCGCUCCAUUUUUAGGCGUAAGCUGUUUAACGGCAAUAUGGAGGCCUUCAUCCAGGAUUCGGGACAGCCCAUACCAGUGGUGGUUGAGAGUUGUGUCCGAUACAUCAAUCUUUAUGGACUUCAGCAGCAGGGUAUAUUUCGAGUUCCAGGAUCCCAAGUGGAAGUCAACGACAUUAAAAAUGCAUUUGAAAGAGGAGAAGAUCCACUGGUGGACGAUCAGUCGGAUCAUGACAUCAACUCUGUGGCCGGCGUUCUUAAACUCUACUUUAGGGGCCUGGAGAAGCCGCUGUUCCCUAAAGAGCAUUUCCUUGACCUCAUAUCCACUACGAAGCUGGACUUUGGUUCUGAUAGAGCUCAUCACCUGCAGCAGAUUAUUGCCACUCUCCAGCCGCCUGUGGUCAUCGUCAUGAGAUACCUGUUCGCCUUUCUAAAUCAUCUAUCCCAGUACAGUGACGAAAACAUGAUGGACCCUUACAACCUGGCCAUUUGCUUUGGCCCCACGCUGAUGCCCAUACCGGAGGACCAGGAUCCGGUUGCCUGCCAGGCGCAUGUUAACGAAGUCAUUAAGACUAUCAUUAUUCACCAUGAAGCCAUAUUCCCACCCCAGCGUGAGUUGGAGGGACCUGUUUAUGAGAAGUGCAUGGCCGGAGGCGAGGAAUACUGUGAGAGCCCACACAGUGACGCCGGUGCUCUUGAUGAGGUGGACAACGGUACCGGACCGAACACCAGUGAUGACGGUGAGUCACACCUGAGAAAGCUGGAGCAGAUAGAAGCCAUCGCGAAGUUUGACUAUGUGGGCCGAACUCCCAGAGAGCUUUCCUUCAAGAAAGGAGCCUCGUUGUUACUUUACCUACGAGCUUCCGAGGACUGGUGGGAGGGUCGACAUAACGGGGUGGACGGCCUCAUCCCACACCAGUACAUUGUGGUGCAGGACAUGGAUGAUGCAUUCUCAGAAAGCAUACAAAGGACUGACAGUGAGAGCAGCAGCGGAUACCAUGAGGACCGAUCGUCAACCAGGCAUGAGCACCAGUCUUUUUCUGAACACCCUUUGGAACAUCGCUAUGGGGCACCGAUGGGAAGGGCUAAAGUGCGGCCGGAUGGAGUGCCGCUUCAACGCCACAGGAACGGCGACGGCCACAGCCCCACCAGAACUGCCGACGGGCCCCCGAGGGUCGCGCCUCGGCCCUGCAGCCCUCACAAAAUUGCCAUGAGCAGGGGCCCGACAGACAGUCCGGAGAAGCGGCGACUCGCCACCUUCGGGGCCGCCGGACACCCUCAGCGCUCGUCUCCCGUCACCACUCGGCACACCAGCGUGGGAGACCACAAAGCCCUGGAGGCGGAAGCGCUCGCUGAGGACAUUGAGAAAACAAUGAACACAGCCCUCCAUGAGCUGUGUGAGCUGGAGCGACAGAAUGUUGCCAAACAUGCUCCUGAUGUUGUCCUGGACACGCUGGAACCUCUCAAACACCCCGGCGGUAGCCAGGACGUCCCCGGAAGCCCCCUGCACACCAUGGCCAUCAGAGAUCCCGAGGCGGCCCAGCGGCGAAGCAGCAGUAGCUCCUCCUCUGAAACCAUGACCACGUUCAAACCCGCUCUGGCGGUGCGCAGGCCCAACGCGCCUGUCAGGCCGCCGCCCGUCAGACCGGUCCGGCCGGCUCCCAUGCUCACUCAGGGGCCGCACCGAUCCAGCAGCUCCAGUUCAUCAGGUCUGGGCAGUCCGGGCAUGACUCCCACGGACAGGGUUUUUCCUAAAGCUCCUUCCCCUUCCCCGUCCACUUCAUCCUCGUCCUCAGACAAACAGGGUCACGUGUAGGAGCAGCGGUCUGACACAAAUGAAGAAUUGCGAACGAGCAUCCGGUCGCCUUCACUCAACUGAAACGGCACUAAAUCUGUAGUUGGUCACUCCAACUGCUGGUUUUUGACGAAUUUCCACUCACACUUUGACUUAAGCUGUCAAAUAGAACACUAAUAUAGCACAGAUGCGGAAUUUAAAAUGGAUGCACUGGAAAAUCCUUUUGUUCCCCAAUAAUAUGGAUCACGUUGGUGACCUUUAUGAGGGUACACGCAUGCUGUGAGCUGAGACUUUUCUGCCCUCGCCAGUGUGAGGCAAAGAAGUGGCACACCAAUCGGUUGUCUGUUAAACUCUUCACGAUGUACUGAUUGAAUUAAAGGGAGCUAGUAGGGAUGUCCCGAUUGCACUUUUUAUGGCACCCGAGUAAGAUUCUUUGGUUUUAAGUAUCUGCAGAUACAGAGUACUGAUCCGUUACCUUGGCAAUGCGUUGGGGAAAAAAAAUUAGCAUGCGUCCAAAUCGAAAUGUACAUACAAACAUGCAUUUAGGUAUAUCUAAAUGCGUACAUAUGUUACAUGAAAAUCAAUAUAGGUGUACAUCGCUCCACAAAAGACGAUAAGAUUUAAUUUUCAAUAUGACGUCUGAAGGAUGUAACGAUUUUAAAAUGGAACGAUUUGCUUGAGCUGCUUUAAGCUUCAAGUCGAAAUGGUACACUUGUAGCUUUAGUCAUGUUUAUUCAUACGCAACAUGUAAAAGAUCUCCAAAUCCAUAACUGUCCAAAUCAAUUACGUUCAAUAAUCAUCACCAACGUCAAAGUGAUUUAUAACUGGUGUACAUCGCAUAUAAAAGACGAUUCCGAUACAUAUCUCGAUAUAUGGGGUGGGAUCGGGUGCCAUAAAAAGUGCAAUCGGGACAUCCCGACUAGCUCCCUUUAUUUCAAUCAGUACAUCGUGAAGAGUUUAACAGACAACCGAUUGGUGUGCUCUAUAAAUACUGUUGACUUGACUUGAAGGACGCCACAAUUUUAAAAUGUAGCGAUUUGAUUUGGUUUGUCAAAUGAAAAACAAUUUUCCUAUUCUAUGUGUUUUUUCUUAUACCACUCGUUAUUACAUAUAAACAGUAUUUAUAUUAUCUGGGCCGUUCCACUAAAUCAAUGCCAAUUGCUUUUUGCAAACUGCAUAAACCGCAAAACAUUUUGUCAUGUAUGCUAUUACCUUUCCAUUUGAUAAGAUUUGUUUUGCUUUGGAUUAAUUGGUCACUUUGUGACCUUGUAAAUUUCAUAAAAUUAAGUAAAAAAACAAAACAAUAUUUUCUCUCCUAUCCACGAUCAGUUUAAAAUCACGUGAUUGGAACAUCCCUACUAGCCAGUGUGUGGCUCAACAAAACAACUGCACGGUUUAAAUGAAGGUGGCUGGAACUUUGACUUGCAAUGAGGUUGCUGCAUAUUAUAAAUGCUGUGGUGGAUUUGAAUUGUGGCUCCCUCCAGUGUUAGUAGGAAAUAUUUAACCGGUAAGACCAUGUGGAUGGCAGCUGAAUAGAAUUUUACACACACACACAAACAAAAUUUUUGGAAAAACAAAUGGGCUUCAUUGAUCGAGCAGACUGCUUUUAUUAACUCAAGACGGAUGCGUACUGACGCACCUCAAAUAGUGGCCUCCAUUUUAAUAGAUGUGCUUCAAUUAGUCCCACCUGAAGACGUGAACUCCUUUCCCCGAGUAGCUGGCACAUCAGCACCAUAGAAAAAGCAUGACAGCCUAGCAUAGUACGCAAUGCUAGCAGUCGUGAUUAAAUAUAAAAGGAACAACAAAAAAACCAACAACAAAGGUGGGUUGGGGCCAUUGUCCUUUCAACCGGGAGUGUCAAUUUUUUUUCAUGCCACUUGGUCGUUAGGGUUGUUGAGUUGAAUCAAUGUCUCGUACUUUGUAGUUGAGUCAAUGAAUUCCCCUGGCCGCUAUUUGAGGAAAUCUUGUACAAUGUAAAUGUGAUUGUCACUCAUACUGUACAUUGCCAAUUUCAGCAUCUCAAGCACAAAAGUUACCAGUUGGUUUACGCCAGUUUUACCAUCUCAGCAAACAGUGUGAUAGCAUGUUAGCACCAGUGGGCUGCUCCCUUUACCUUUCGAUGGACCGACCGAGCACAAUCAAAACGUGUGUGUGUGUGUUUGCUUAAGGUAUUUAUUAGAAACAUCUCAAGAACAUUGGCACUUUGUAAAGGGUUAACCACAGAUGGCAUUCCUGUAACUUUUACAUAGAAAAUGAAGGAAAUGGCAAAGUCAUAUUUCAAUAAUAUAUACUAGGAAAACAAUCUGCAAACUAGUCGACUUCCUGCAAUGAACUAACACACUUAAAAUACUUGCGGGAAUUGUGCUGCGUUCGUGUUGUUUCUUUUUUUUCUUUGUCUUUUUCUAGAAACUUGAUACUAGCGCAUCAAUAAAACUUGGGGCUGUGUCGUCAUAGAUCGCACACGGUUUCCCCUUAGAUGAGCCAGUUUACGCUUCGUCAUCCGUCAUGCAAGGAUGAUCACGAUAUCUUUUCAAUUGUAACAGGUACGUUUGAUCAAAUACGUAAAUGCUGUUGACAUGAUGACUUGUAUAAAUAACAAUGUAUAAUAGGAACAGGAUAUAUUAUCAUCUCUAGUCUGUAGAUGUUUUUUGUAACUCUUAUCCUUGCACAAGCAUUAAUUAAAGAAUACAUCGGGGGA